Messenger RNA from Pneumocystis jirovecii RU7, 2532 nucleotides. RefSeq lists its product as uncharacterized. The record is from RefSeq and is a predicted model, not a curated record. Bases 1 to 2532 code for a protein of 843 amino acids. NCBI's taxonomy places the organism in Eukaryota, Fungi, Ascomycota, Pneumocystomycetes, Pneumocystales, Pneumocystaceae. The transcript has 2 exons.
AUGUCUGAACAACUAUUAUUAGAAGAAAUUAACCAAGAUAUAAAAAAUAGCAUAAACCCUGAAGAAAAAGUAAAUCUUCUUGUUAAAAAAUCCAGAUUAUGUAUUAAAUUAAAAAAAAUAGAUACAGCACUAAACACACUUCUUGAAGCUUUUCAUAUAUCUCCUCAAAAUGAAGAUGUUAGAUCUUCAUUGAAUACGCUAAAAAUGCAGUUUCAAGGAAUAGGAAUAUUUUCUAAUGACUAUAUUAAGGCUAUAUUACUAGAUAACUCAAAAAAAAGUGACGAACAAGAAGUAUUUAGUUGUUUUUUAGGACCUAAUCAGGAUUUGCAGAUUAAAAAUUUCAUUAAUGGGAAUGGAAUAUAUGAUUUGAUGGAAGGGUUUUCAAAAUCUCUAUAUGAUUUACAUUUUUCUCUUACUGGACGUCUUAUUCUUAUGCUCUGUUCUUUAUCAGAUUUAGCAUCUAAAUCAAUGAUUGAUUAUGUAAAUAAUAAUACAUUCGAUGCAACAUUUCUAUCAAAAGUUCCUGAUACUAUUGUUGAAACAUUAUUUUUAAUUUUUUGUAAAAAAAACUUAUGGUCAUCUACAAAAACAUGGGAAUUUUUUUUAUUGAAAUUCUUUAAUGAUAUCAGUAAUGAAAUAAAAGAAUCAGGAAAAGAAAGACAAAUGUUGUUAUUAAAAAACAUUUCUAAUAUUUUUUCUUUAGAAGAUACUAUUUUUCAAAUUUUUUGUAAUUCUUAUUCUUUAUGUAGUGUACUUAGCUUAUUUGAUCUAAGAAAUGGUAAAGAAAUCAGAAAAUUGUCUUCAUUAAUAAUUUCGAAACUAAUCAAAAAAAAAGAUAUUAUUACAGAACAGUUUUUGCAAGAUCGUAUCUUUGAUUAUAUACUUGAAUGCUUAAAAGAGAAUACAAAUAAAAAAUUGAUUGAAAUAUAUUCAAUUUAUAUUCAUAUUUUCGCACUUGAUUCAUCAAUUGCAGGAUCUCUCUUUUUAAAAAAUGGAUUUUUAGAGGAAUUAUGUGCAGAUAUUCAAAAUGAUGACGAAGUAAAUCUAUUUUUUUUACAAAUGAUUUCAUCCUCUUGUAUUAAUUCUAAUUGCCGGGAAAAGCUACUAGAAAUGUUUAUUCCGACUUUAAAUGAUUUAAGAAAAGAGAAAAAUAUCAAAAUCAAUUCUUUAUCUGAAAUUAUUAUGAUAAAAUUAACAUAUCAAAUUAAUAAAAAAGAAAAUACUAAUAAUUUAUCUAAAGAAAAUAUAUUAAAUCUAACUAAAAAUAUUGUUUCUAUAAUUUCUCAAGAUUAUAUUAAUGUAAGUGUUUCAUUUAUUGAAGGUUUAACCUACCUUUCUAUGUUCUCUCACGUAAAAGAAUACAUAGUUUCAAAAGAAAGGUUAUUCAUGGCUAUUUCCAAAAGAAUUAAAGAAGAAUCAGAUGAUAUUAGCUUUAUUUUUUCAACUCUUGUAUGUAUUAAAAAUAUCGUAAGUUACAAACCUAAAUUAACUGAAGAACAAGAACAGAUAAUCAAGCUCAAAAAUAUAUUACAAGAACAUUUAACAGUCCAUGAAGAUAAUCUAGAAUCAGAUGAAAAAGUCUCAGAACGCUGUUUAAAAAUAAUAAAUCAUCAAAUAUUAAUAAUUCUUAAUUCGACAUUAUCAUGUAAAUUAGAUAGCAUAAAAACAUUCUGCUCAAAGAUUAUACUGUCACUUGCAACAAAACCUAAACACCGUUUUCUUCUUGCGGAGCAAGGUGUUAUUCGAAUUCUUUAUAAUAUAAUAAAAGAUUCUCAAAUAAAAGCAUUAACAGUCGAAGAUUCGGAAACUAAUUUCCAAUAUCCUGCAAUAGUUUCACUUGCAAAAAUGCUAAUUACUAUCAAUCCAAAUUCGGUAUUUGAUAGAUCAAGAUUUCAAGUCGAUGAUAUUGUAAUAUAUAUAUAUGAAUGUUUAAAAGUAUCUGAAAAUAAUAACCUAUUGGUUCAAUUUGAAUGUCUUCUUGCGCUCACUAAUUUAACUUCUUUAAAUAUAGAAGUCAGAGAAAAGUUUAUUUCUAUUCUCUGGCCUAUGAUUGAAUGGCUAUGGCUUUCAGAUAAUCAAUUAAUUCAAAGAUCAGCUGUUGAAUUAUUGUGUAAUCUAGUUGCAUGUCCAUCUGGCAUAACAAUAUUUAGCAAGAAAAGAAAACAAAGAAUUCAUAUUUUAUUAGCAUUAGCAGAUUCACCUGAUAAAAAAACUCGUAUUGCUGCAGGAGGAGCUUUAGCAAUUUUGUCUAAUAAUAUAUCUAUUUGUGAAGCAAUGUUAGAAAAAAAAGAAGCAAUUAAAAUUAUAUUAGAUAUGGUAAAUGAAGAAACAGAUGAUUUGAUACAUCGCGGACUAGUAUGUAUAGAGAAUAUAAUACACUUAAUGGAUUCUAAAAACAUGCCUAUAUUUAAAGAAUUAAAUAUUGCUGAAAGUUUAUCCAGAAUUAUUAAAAAAACCAAAAAUAAAGAAAUCAUUGAUCUGUCCUAUCAAAUCAUUCAAAAAUUGAAAAAGGUAAAUUAUAUUAGUGAAUAA